AAGGAUCAUAAAGUCAUCAUAAAUCUGUGUAGCUAUCCGCCGACAUGGCUCGACCACGGCCGCGGGAAUACAAGGCAGGAGAUUUGGUUUUCGCUAAAAUGAAGGGGUACCCGCACUGGCCGGCGAGGAUUGAUGAGCUUCCUGAAGGAGCUGUCAAACCACCUGCCAACAAGUACCCCAUCUUCUUCUUUGGGACCCAUGAAACUGCAUUCUUGGGGCCAAAGGAUCUUCUGCCCUAUAAGGAGUAUAAAGAUAAAUUUGGCAAGUCCAACAAGAGGAAAGGUUUCAACGAAGGCCUGUGGGAGAUUGAGAACAACCCAGGAGUCAAGUUCACAGGCUAUCAGGCCAUCCAGCAACAGAGCUCAUCAGAGACAGAAGAGGGGGGAAACACUGCUGAUGGGAGCAGCGAGGGUGAAGAGGGAGACUCUGUUGAGGAAGAUGACAAGGAAAAGCUGAAGGGAGACAAGACUGGAUCCAAACGGAAAAAGACAGCCACCUCCAAGAAAUCCUCAAAGCUGUCGAGGAUCUCGUCUGGAGAGGAUGACCUGGAGAAGGAUGGAAAAGAUGACGACCAGAAGAGCGGCUCAGAGGAAGGAGAUGCUGACAACGACAUUAUCCAAAAUACCACCGACAGUAAGAACCAGCUGCUCAUAGAAGAACAUUAA
Molecule: messenger RNA, 665 nt
Organism: Stegastes partitus (bicolor damselfish)
Lineage: Eukaryota; Metazoa; Chordata; Actinopteri; Pomacentridae
Gene: hdgfl3
Product: HDGF like 3
Exons: 6
Coding region: 45-665 (206 amino acids)
Source: RefSeq, a predicted model, not a curated record